This is a messenger RNA of Anolis carolinensis (green anole), 2244 nucleotides long. It is a transcript of the gene rgs7bp, whose product is annotated as regulator of G protein signaling 7 binding protein. Gene Ontology annotation, biological process: G protein-coupled receptor signaling pathway. Bases 524 to 1303 code for a protein of 259 amino acids. Gene Ontology annotation, cellular component: nucleus; postsynapse; neuron projection. The transcript is spliced from 6 exons. NCBI's taxonomy places the organism in Eukaryota, Metazoa, Chordata, Lepidosauria, Squamata, Anolidae. The record is from RefSeq and is a predicted model, not a curated record.
CUUUCCCAGCGAAGGGGGAAAGAGCAAGAGGACUAACUCCUCCUCCUCCUGGUUCUCCUCCUGGUUGGAAGGGCCCAUGGGUCGGCGUGCCCCGCUCCCUCGCAUUUACCCCGCGUUGGAUUCGCGGGACUGAAAUGGUGCUGAAGGGAGGAGGACCCAGUUGCCCUGCAUCCUUCGCCCCAUAGAAGAAGAAGAGGAGGAGGAAGAGGGGGAGAGCGAUGCCGCAAGGCACGGCGGCGCCCGGAUCCGCCACUGAUCCCCGGUUGCAAGCGGGAGGAUCCCCGGAGCAGGAGGUCCAGCCUCUGCUGUGAGACGAGAGAGCCGAGGAGAAGAGGGGAGCGCCGCGGCGUCGGGGCUGGAUCCCUGCUCCCUGGGCGCCUCCGGGGCGCUCGCUUGGCUCGGCUCCUGCUCUCUGCCCGCCUGCCUCCAUCCGUCCCCGCAUCCACCCAGCCCAGCGCCCUCCUUCUCCCCGCCUGGGAUCCGCGCCGCCGCCGCCGCUGUUGCGUUUACUGGAUGCGUAUGAAUGAGUUCUGCACCGAAUGGGCGCAAAAAGCGCCCCAGGUCGGCGGGCUCCAUCUUCCAGAUCAGCAAAACGCCGCUGCAGGGAGGCCGGGAGGCUGAGCGCCGGGGAAGCGCCUCCGAGGGAGCGCCCAAGACCCAGAGACUGGCCCUGGACGACUGCAAGAUGCUUGUCCAGGAUUUCAACACCCAGGUGGCUUUGUACCGUGAAUUGGUCAUUUCCAUUGGGGACGUUUCGGUCAGUUGUCUAUCUUUACGUGCUGAAAUGCAGAGAACUCGAACCAAAGGAUGUGAGAUCGCCUACCAGGCACACCAAAAGCUGUCAGCAAUCUCUGGCCCAGAAGAUGGGGAAAUUCAUCCUGAAAUCUGUAGAUUGUUUAUCCAGUUGCAGUGUUGCUUAGAAAUGUAUACAACAGAGAUGUUAAAAUCCAUAUGCCUACUAGGAUCGCUUCAGCUUCAUCGGAAAGGAUUGGAGUCUUGUUCAGCACCCAAGGUCAUAGACAAUAAACUAGAGGAGAGUUCAGAGGCUCCUAUUUUAGAAGACACGUCAUCUUCACCAAUAGACAUCCAGCAACAUUUAUGGCAGGUUUCCACAGAUAUUGAAAACACAGAGAGGGAUAUGAGAGAAAUGAAAAACCUUUUAAGCAAACUCAGGGAAACUAUGCCUUUGCCACUGAAAAAUCAAGAUGAUAGCAGCCUCCUCAACUUGACUUCGACUCCUUAUCCAUUAGUGCGGCGACGGAAGCGGCGAUUCUUUGGACUGUGCUGUCUUGUCUCAAGCUAGAUGACCCAAUACAAAAGUGCACAGACGAUUACAGCCAAUACAAUUUGACCUUUAUUGGGAUAAGCCUAAACGCUCUGAGUGAUCGUGUAUGUUUUCUACACUGCCCUAAUUAUAUUUCUUCCCUCUUUUUUGAGAGUUUUACAGUUUGUUGCCGAUGAGAACCAAAUCCAGAAUCCAAUUUACCAUUCAAAUAUUUUUAAAGUUUUUUUAAUGGCAUACUGCAUGUCCACUUUAAACCAUUGUGUUAUCAGAUGCAAAUAUUAUAAUUAUGAAAUAAAACAUGCAGAGGGUUUUUAAUUUAGUGUACAAACCACCACUGAUUGUGUACAGUACAAUACUUAUGACUGUAGCUCUUGCUAGUAUGAUGUUAAACUAUUUGAACAUAUUCUAUUAAGCAAUCCUAAUCCAUAGGAAACUAUUUAGAACAGCAAACCUGUGCUCAAGUUCUAAACGGCUAAAAUAAACAGAGCCAAUAUCUUAAGAGAACAUGCACAAACUCUCCUAUUGCUUUUUGUGCUCUCAUUCAUAUUUAGUCUUCCACUCUGUAUCUCAGCUUAUACAAAUCUCCAUAAAUACAAUCUUAAUUUCUAACUCGCAAGCAACAUAACAUUAAUAUGUUGUUCCUGUAAAUAUCAGAUCGUUAUAUCUACAUAUUGUACAAUGCAUAGAAAUAGCUGAUUUACUUUUUAACCCCUGCCUCCACAAAUGUAUCUAUUUCUAUUUUGGGAAGAAAGGACUGUAACAUUUUAAAAAAUUGUGUAGGAAACGAUACAAUCUACAAAUGUAAAGCAGAUUAUCCCAUUUUGUUUCCAUUAAAGGUUGAAGCAUGGUGUCUGAACAUCAACUUAGUGUUGCUGCUUAUAGGGCAUGCCAGAUGUAGCUCCAAUUGUAAAAUAUUAAACAUUUUACAUUGUUAAUAAAUAUUUUUUAGUUAAAUUAAA